CUAUCGGGGGCGGGUCUAACUGCGGGGGGAAGCGUGCAAGAAUUAGAACUUGGACUAGGAUCCACAAUUUGUAAAGCUAUUAGUGAAGUUGUUCAACUCAGUGUGGUCAGUGAAUUUAAUCGCACCGCAGGCUGACCUACUGAGUCAAAAUAGUGUAUAGUGUACCUGUAAAUCUACGUGUACUUGUGAUUUUAUAGCUAAAAUCGCCGCUUUGUUUAAAUAGCUUCGAAGAGCUGUUGCUAACUUUAUCGACUCCACUGCUGGGGAGACUGCUAUACUUGAAAUGAAAGCAGGGGUCCACUGCCGUUGUUCAAAAUGCUACUCAGUUCCGACACGGAAGCGGGUCCGUAAGCGAACUCCAGAUUUGACCUUGCUGUCUCUACCUGAGGACGUUCUCCUGUGUGUUCUCCAGUGCCUCUCUGCUGAGGACCUGCUGUCAGUUAGAGCUGUUCACUCCCAACUUCGUGAUAUCGUUGACAACCAUUCCAGUUUAUGGGCUAGGGUCAGUUUUAGAGACACCUGGCCGUCCCCCAACACUUUAUGGCUAUUUGAAAGAUCUGCUGAAAAGGGGAAUUUUGAAGCUGCUGUGAAACUUGGCAUUGCUUACUUAUACAACGAAGGACCGGUACUGAGCGAUGCGGGUCAGGCAGAUGUGUGUGGACGAAAGGCCUCACACUUCUUUAGCCUGGCAGAGAGCCUGCGUCCUCCCACUGCAGAUCCUUUCGUCUGGGUUUUCAUCCGUCCACCCUGGUCACCCACUGGCAGCUGCUGCAAAGCGGUGGUGUUUGACCAUCUAAAGGCUGAAUGCGACCGUAAUGUGGAGAAAAAAGGACCCUUGUUGCACUGUUUGGCCAGAGUUUCAUAUCUCUUUAGGGAUGAAGUAAAGCAGUCUGAGGCUUUGUCCAUGCUGGAAGAAUCUGCGCAGGCAGGCUGUCUUCAGAGCUCCUACAUGCUGUGGGAACACAAUCGUAGAGCAGCUAUGGCAGAUCCAGGCCGAUACCUCCAGUGUGUCCGAACCCUCAGGGACUAUGCUGGCAAAGGCUGCUGGGAGGCACAGCUCUCUCUGGCCAAAGUGUGCAGCACUGGAAAUCCACUGGGUUUGGAGGCGAGAGCCUGCUCUGACUUGGUGUCCCAACUUUUUUGCUCCUCCAACCCGUCGUCACGGCGUUGUUCUCAGAGCAUCCUCAGACAAGGCAUCAAGGACACUAUGAGGUACAUCCUGGUGGACUGGCUGGUGGAGGUGACCACCAUGAAGGACUUCUCCAGCCUGACCCUCCAUGUGACGGUGGGUUGUGUGGAUAGAUACCUGGCUCUCCGCUCCGUGCCCAAGGCUCGCCUUCAGUUAUUGGGCAUUGCCUGCAUGGUGGUUUGUACACGCUACGUCAGUAAAGAAAUCCUCACAAUACGAGAAGCAGUUUGGCUCACUGACAACACCUACCAAUAUGAGGACCUGGUUCGCAUGAUGGGAGAGGUGGUCUCUGUGCUGGAGGGAAAGAUCAGAAGCCCCACACUGCUGGACUAUGGGGAGGUACUUCUGUCUCUUCUACCCCUGGAAAGUCGGUCUUCUCACCUUUUCAGCUACAUCUGUGAACUGUCGCUGCUCUACAGCGCCCUCUCCACACCGCCACCUGCCAAACUGGCCUGUGCUGCACUACUGCUUACACGAGCACUACAUCACUAUGCUCCACUCUGGCCCAGUCAGUUGGUCGACCACACAGGCUUCUCCAAGCAGGACCUCGUCUCCCUCUGUGUGCUGCUCUAUGUCAAGUGUUUCAGCCAGGAUGUUCCAAAAGACUACAGACAUGUUUCCCUGACUGGAGUGAAGCAAAGGUUUGAGGAUGAAGCUUACCAGCACAUCAGCAGACAAAAGGUGAUGGAUUACAAAGAACUGUGUCAAAUCUUGGAGAUUCCUGAGGUGAAGCCUCAGAUGGAGCCUCCCAGCCCCACUGGUCAGCCAACAGACAUCCACACUUUCAUGGCUUCUCCUUCUAGCACUAACAAAAGGAGGCGUGACAACAGCAUGCAGGCCCACAGAGCCAGCUUCAUAGCCACGCCCACAGCAGAGCUGUCCAAUCAGGAGGAGACGCUGCUGGGGGACAUGUUGGACUGGAGUCUGGACACUUCCUGCUCAGGUUAUGAAGGGGACCAAGAAGAAGAAAGCGAAGGAGAGACGGGUGCUGAUUGUUCAAUGGUUUCAGUCCAACUGCAUCCACUGACAGAAACGGACACAGACGUGGGAUCAGAGUACUGCAGGGCCUUGUCCAGUGAUGAAGACAGCUUCUGUGACGUAAACAUGGGGAACAGAGACCCGUCCCUCUCUGUUCAUAGUUCAGGAUACUCCUCUGUCCCCAGCGUCAGCCCCUCAUCCUCAUGUUCUUCCUCAUCCUCAUGUUCCUCCUCGUCCCUCAUGCCUCUCUUUCAAUCCUUUACCACUGUUCUGGAUGAGGCUUGCGGCCAACUGGGCUUCCGUCUUUUGGUGCCCACACAUAGGCCCCGGGGCACCUCCAGCAGACAAGUGAAGAGGAAAAAUGCAGCAGCACACAGUGGAGGCGAAAUGGAAAGUGAAGAGGGCGACAGGGAGGAGGACGCACACCCGGCCGGUGUGGGGUUUCUCAGUCUGUAGUCGGCGGUGGUCUCAUGGCCCUGGGGCAUUUACAGACCACUUGCUCCGACAUCGUCCUCCAGCACUUUCCUUCAGUUCUGGACAAUGUUUCUCCCUUCUGUCAGUCUGCACUGUUCCAUCAAUGUUGUUUUCUUUUUUUUGUGCUUUAAAACAAACAAGGGAAAAUGUUUAUCAAUGAGCCUUUUUGAAUAACAUUUCAUCGUGUUUACAGGUACAAUGAAAUACCUCCCAUCAACCAACAGUCAGCUUUCAAACCACUGGGACAUGUUUUAUUUCUCAGGACACUGGUAAAAUCAUCUGUGUUUUACAGCCUUUGUUUAAGGUCAAGGUCAAAAACAGAUGUCUGUUUAAGGUCUGUCUUGAAGUUUUAACUGUAUACUUGUUUAGUUUUUGUUCAGUACUUCAUAUUUUGAAUUCUGAGGCAUCUACCUUAAAGGAAACAGCUGUGAAAGAAGACUUAUAGUUGUCUGUAUUCAUAUACCUGUGGUUCUGUUAAUAACUGUAGACUUUAUCUCAUUAGGAAAACCAAAACAAAUAAUAAAUUAUACACACACUCAAAUAGAAUCAAUGAGAAAGAAUCACCUGCUGUGUGAGAAUUAACAUAAAUGUCCAUCGUUCCGACCAUGGGUGUUUGUAAACCUCAGCAUUAAGUCCAGCACUUUUAUCAUGACCAGAGGUUUAAUACUAUGCUUGAACAAUCAUUACUAUCCAAUGUAUUGAGUGAAUUUGAUUUACUGCCCUAAAAAAAUUGACGUUCAGACACUAAAGAGAAAAAUACGACUUAAUGAGGUCUUCAAAAAAUACUGUAUACCUCAUUCAAGACAGAACACAACAGCAAAGAUGAUUUUGACUGACUGAGUACAUUUAGGAACUGUUGCUCCAGACUGGUUAUCGUCUGGGUUUUAAUGAAUGUACAUAGUGUUAUAUGUAUUAAAAAAAAGAGAGAGAGAGUUUGCCACCACUACUUGAAAAUGUAAUUGCUUCAUUCCAAAAGUGCAGGUUUUUUUUACAUGAAAUCUGCUUUUUCUACAGUAUUUUUGUAUUAUUUCUCUGAUGUGAAUAUGUACGUGAGUAUUGUCUUGAGAUAAAAUCUUUUUUUUUUAAAU
Messenger RNA from Cynoglossus semilaevis (tongue sole), 3729 nucleotides. It is a transcript of the gene ccnf, whose product is annotated as cyclin F. The record is from RefSeq and is a predicted model, not a curated record. The coding region runs from base 284 to 2623 and encodes 779 amino acids. Gene Ontology annotation, molecular function: protein binding. Lineage: Eukaryota; Metazoa; Chordata; Actinopteri; Pleuronectiformes; Cynoglossidae. The transcript is spliced from 17 exons.